AAGGAAUAUAAUAUAGUAAAAAAUAAAUAAAUAAAAAAGAGGGAGGAAGAAAGGGUGGUUAAAUUAAAGUAAGCAGAGAAGAAGUGAGAAGAGAAGGGGACUGAAGAAUGGAAUUGAAAUGGCAAUUCUCUUUGGUACUGCUGUUGGCGACAUCCUUUCACCUUCAACUACACUACGUUUCAGGUAAAGAUAAUGGAGUUUGUAUUUCACCUGGUGGUCGCUUUCCAAGAUUUUCAAAUGAAGGAAAACCUCCAAGAAAAGUAAAAAAGGGCCCAAGAGAUUUGAACCUCUGUAGGGUAUUUCGCGGGAAAACUUGCUGUGAUGUAACACAGACACAUCCUGCUUUUAUGUCCAUUAGGAGGCUUGCUUCAACCGGAGAAGCGAGCCAGGAGUGCUUGCACUUAUGGGAGAUGUUAGAAUGUUCAAUCUGUGAUCCACGUGUUGGUGUGCAGGCUGGACCACCUGUUUUAUGCACCUCUUUCUGUGACAAAGUAUACCAAGCCUGCUCCAACGCAUACUUCUCCAUUGAUGCUAAGACACAGGUUUUAGCACCCUGUGCUGUAAACGACUUUGUGUGUGGUAGAGCGUCCGAAUGGAUCUCUAAUGGGACAGAGCUCUGCCGCGUUGCAGGUUUUUCGGUGAAGUCUUUGUCUGAUGAUCCAGAAGAAGUUUCUUGCUAUGGUGGAAAAUCUAGUGUGGAUUAUAUUGCCGAUUCAUGGCGAACUUCACGAUCCAAGGUGCAAGAGAAAGCUGACAGUUCUGGAUUAGUGGAAGAUUUCAAGCAAUGGCUGGAGGACAUGACAUUUAAAGAGAGAAUAUCUUGGGCUGUAGGAGGCAUGGUUCUUACAGCAGGACUUCUAUUUACCAGUCAAAGGAAAAGCCAUAGGCAACGCCAGAAACUAGCGGCCCUCCAACGUACUGCUAAGAAAUUAGAAGGAAGGGGGAGUCCAAGAUCUCCUACAACUUUAGGAAGCCUAAAGGGAAGUUAAAGAUGAUAACUAACUCCUUACUAAAAGGAGGUAUUUCAGCUUGUUAUUAUACUCCCUGAUGAAAUUAGCAAUGAAUACAGAUUUCAAUUGUUCUUGUACUUCAAGUGUAAACCAGUGAAGAAAAUUUUUGGUGCAACUCGGAUGUCCCUGCCUCGCCUCUCUCUCUACUUCUUAUAUUUUUUGGUGCAACUCGGAUGUCCCUGCCUCGCCUCUCUCUCUACUUCUUAUAUCUUGUUGCCUAGGGUGCUCUUCUCAGAAACCAUAUUGGUCUUGAGUCUUGAUUUUAAAGGCAAGUUUGAUAACACGGAAACCGCUGGAAUCUAUAAGCCAUUCCAAUUCCCUUGUGAUAGCAUCAAGUGGGUUCUCUGUUGAAAGUGCAGGCAUGAGUCCGAUUACAGAAGAUGAUCGGUUGCGGUACUUGAAUUUAUACUUGGUUCUUUUAAGUGAUGGAUUAACCACAUCAUUAUACGCAGAUUUACGGAUUGUUAAUGGAUGGUUUCUGUUAAUUACCAAAACACUAUCAGCUUUUAAUUAAGAAUGAGCGGUUAAAUUUUGA
Solanum lycopersicum (tomato) is the source of this 1545-nucleotide messenger RNA. Its product is annotated as folate-binding protein 1. Lineage: Eukaryota; Viridiplantae; Streptophyta; Magnoliopsida; Solanales; Solanaceae. The record is from RefSeq and is a predicted model, not a curated record.